Helicoverpa armigera (cotton bollworm) is the source of this 1369-nucleotide messenger RNA. RefSeq names its product CLIP domain-containing serine protease C9. NCBI's taxonomy places the organism in Eukaryota, Metazoa, Arthropoda, Insecta, Lepidoptera, Noctuidae. The transcript has 10 exons. Gene Ontology annotation, molecular function: serine-type endopeptidase activity. The coding region runs from base 110 to 1330 and encodes 406 amino acids. Gene Ontology annotation, biological process: proteolysis. The record is from RefSeq and is a predicted model, not a curated record.
CACAAACAGAAAUGUUCAGGUAAUACAAACAUGUGGAAAAACUUCGAAAAUUAAUUGAAAUCUGGCACGCCGUAUUAGUCUCAACGCGAAAGUGCUCUUUGUCCUACGCAUGCACGUGACCAUGGCUGCGGAAAAAUGCAUCGUUUUGAUAUGCAUCUUUAGUUGGAUAUGCUGUGGACUCUGCCAACUUAACCUGAGUGAAGGUUCAUACUGCCUCAAUCACGACAUCAGUGGUACAUGCGUCAAAUUGCAUAAAUGUGGUUCAGCCGUCCUGACGUACUUGUAUCAUAAUGCUGGUUUUGCCAACAUGAGCCUGCCGAAACUGCCUGAACUAUGCUCACUCGUGGACGACGAGCCGGUGGUCUGCUGCACCGACUGUACUUUAAGUAAUGUGGACGCGUUCAGUGACUCUGCUGUGGCACCCUAUGGGGUCCUCAUCAGUAAGAAAGGUCCAAAGGCAUGGAAAAAAUGCGUGGAAUAUUUCCAUAAACUUCCAUAUCCGUGCCGCGGUAAAGGCAAUGUUCUACUCAAGAAGAGUCUGGAACAGUUCAGGCUUUGCUACACAUCUACGUUGAAGGUUACACUCAAUAUUGAUCGUUUGGUUCCUCAAAAAUGGAGAUUCCCCCAUCUGGCUUUGCUUGGAUACGGCGAAAACCUCAAUAAGGCGCAGUGGCUGUGCGAGGGGACUGUGAUCAGCGAGAGAUUCAUACUGACGGCUGCACGGUGCACUUCUGCGGGUACCCUUGGAACUGUAACAUAUGCUUCGCUGGGAGUCAGAAGUAAUGACAGACAUAAGAACACCCACAUUUACAAGAUCAAGAGAGUCUUUAAUCAUCCUAAAUACAACGAGCCGUCGUGGUACCAUGACAUAGCACUUCUGCAAACUGAACAAGAAAUACAUUUUAACAGUGAACUCCUCCCUGCUUGUUUGGAUGUUGGUGCUCAUGAUACGUCAAUAGCAGAAACAGCUGGCAUUGUUGCAAAAUUUGCCAAUAAGAAUCAAAGUACCUCACGUAACAUGGAAUCUGUAUACUUGGAUAAAACGCACCGAUUGAAGUGCAAAUACAAAUAUAGACCGAACAAUAACCUACUGCGUGGGUUUGACGUUUACAAGCAAAUGUGUUAUGAAGAGCAUAUUAAAACUGGCAAAACUUGCAAGCGCCUAAGCGGCAGUCCAUUACAAGUGGAUCAGUUCAGAUGCCAAUAUACCGCCAUCGGCGUAACAGGAGAGGUCGUGCCAUGCGGGUCUUCGCGAGUUCCUGAUAUCUUUACGAGGGUAUUUACCCACGUUCCCUGGAUUGAGAGCAUCGUGUGGCCACAUGAAGACUGACAUUCGUAGCACGUCAAUAAAAUUACGUAGAUUCCUCUU